This is a messenger RNA of Gekko japonicus, 1302 nucleotides long. RefSeq names its product protocadherin gamma-A7-like. The record is from RefSeq and is a predicted model, not a curated record. The annotation marks the transcript as partial. The transcript has a single exon. NCBI's taxonomy places the organism in Eukaryota, Metazoa, Chordata, Lepidosauria, Squamata, Gekkonidae. Gene Ontology annotation, biological process: homophilic cell-cell adhesion. Gene Ontology annotation, molecular function: calcium ion binding. Gene Ontology annotation, cellular component: plasma membrane.
AUGGCAGAAAAUCACAGAUCUCAGUACUACAGAACUACCACUUUUAUUUGGCUUAUGAAGCUGGUGGUCUGGGAAGCUGCUUCUGGACAAAUUCGCUAUAUGAUGCUUGAGGAGACUGAAAGAGGUUCUUUUGUGGGAAAUGUUGCAAAAGAUCUGGAGCUGGAUAUGGAUAAGUUAUCUAACAAUGGAGUCCAUGUCAUUUCCACAGGUAAGACUCAGUAUUUUGCUCUCAACAUGGAAAAUGGACAUUUAUACACUAGCCAAAAAAUUGACAGAGAAACGGUCUGCGGUCAGAUUUUGAAAUGCUUGCUGAAUUUUGAGAUUCUGGUUCAAGACAAAAUGAAAGUUUAUACCAUCGAAGUUGAAAUAAUAGAUAUUAAUGAUAAUACCCCGAGAUUCCAAAUGGAACAACUGACCUUUAGCAUCAGAGAAACCACAGCUCAAGGAUCAAGGUUUCUCCUCGCAGACGCACUGGACCCAGAUGUGGGGAUCAAUUCUGUUCAGAGAUAUGAAUUAACUUAUAAUAAAUAUUUCUCCUUGUAUGUACAAGCUGGAGAAAGUGGAAUUAAAAAUGCUGGUGUGGUACUUGAAAAUUCCUUGGACAGGGAAGAAAAGGCUUUUCAUAAUCUGGUCUUAACAGCCAUUGAUGGGGGAGACCCUGUCAGGUCUGGGAGCAUGCAAAUCCACGUUAUUGUUCUGGAUGCAAAUGACAAUGCCCCUGUUUUCACCCAACCCAUUUAUAAAGUUAAUGUAUUGGAAAAUGUUCCACUAGGUUUUGUUCUGACUACAGUGAAAGCUACAGACCUUGAUGAAGGAGUUAAUUCAGAAAUAACAUACACAUUUAGAACAAAAUCAGAGAAGAUUUCCCAAAUAUUCCGAUUAAAUUCACAAACAGGAGAAAUAUCAGUUCAAGGGAAUUUGGAUUUUGAAGAGCAGGAAUUUUUUGAAAUAGAUGUCCAAGCUCAGGACCCAGAAGGUUUGUCAUCUCUUGCUAAGGUGUUUAUAACAGUUUUGGAUGCAAACGACAAUGCUCCAGAAAUCACAGUUUCGUCAUUCUUCACCUCAGUGCCAGAAAAUUCACAGAGUGGGACUAUAAUUGCUCUAUUGCGUGUCAAGGACAAAGACUCUGGAGAAAAUGGGAAGGUCACAUGUUUCAUUCCUCCAAACUUUCCAUUUCAACUGCAAAAGUCUGUAGACAAUUAUUACACUUUGAUGACAGAUGGCAAUCUGGACAGAGAGGUUGUGGAGCAUUAUAAUUUGACAAUCACAGCAACAGACAGAGGGACACCUCUACUCUCUACA